AAGAAAAAAGGCUACUUACUCGUCUAUCUUAGCCCCUUUACCUUUUACCCCCCUCUGUUUCUGUGUUCAUGUCAAGAAGCAACUGCUGCAAAGGAGAGAGAAAUUUGGAAUCCGGCAACACCCCAUUUCCUAAAGUUCUUCAAAUGGGAAUUUCCAUGUCUUAUUCUUUUUCUAUUUUUAUUUGAAAGCCGAAGUUGACCCCCCCCCCCCUUUCUGCCCAGUUUCUUUUGCGAUUUUUUACUUGAAAGCUGCUGAAAUUUUUGGUUAGUUUAAGGGUGAGCGUUAAAGAUUGACAAGGGAUAUAUGUCGUUUUUUUUUGGUUUGCCGAGAAAGGUGGAAGGAAAAAUAAAAUUCGAGGAAGAAAGUUAUACAUUUGUUCUCCUGAUGGACUUCUGGAGUUAUGCUUCAGAAGGAAAAGGCCUUCUGUUCUCUGAUGAAAUAGAUUUAUCUGCUGAUGCAUUUACAAGAAGUAGAAAAGCAUCGAUAGGAUGCGAUACAGAAGCGGCUGAGAGUGCAGAGUCUUUAGAUCUUGGUUUCUCUGAAAUCCCAAGAAAACCCUUUCAUGGUAGCAAAACGGGUGCGGGGAUGUUUGGUGGUAGCUGUGUUGGUAUUGAUUCAAGUAAACUAGUAGUAGGCUCUCCUAAUUGUAUGAUUGCCUCCAAUUCGUCAAUGGAAUCUAGGUCCAAUCAUUCGAAUUCUCUCAUGGAAUCUAAUAGUCAGGAUUCAUCACUAUUUGAUUUGAAGCUAGGGAGAUUGGCUGAUUGCAUAGAUGCACAGAAUAGUAGGUUUUCGAAAGAGAGAUUUUUGUUAUCUUCAGCAAGUCCAACUACUCAGGCAAAGCGUGCUCCAAUGGCGAGUUUGCGCCCUCGGAUUUCCUUUUGCCAGGUCUAUGAUUGUAACAAGGAUCUUAGUUCCUCCAAGGAUUACCACAAGAGGCAUAAAGUUUGUGAGGUUCAUACGAAAACUCCUCAAGUUAUUGUUAAUGGCAAUGAACAGAGGUUUUGUCAGCAGUGUAGCAGGUUUCACUUGCUGGUUGAGUUUGAUGAUGGUAAGCGCAGUUGUCGUAAACGCCUGGCAGGCCACAAUGAACGCAGACGAAAGCCUCAAUUUGGCACCAAAUUUCUGGGGACUUCCUUGGCAAAGAGAACAUCCUUUCUUUUUCCAAACAUGCUUCCAGGAGGUACUUUUUGUCCACAAAGUUAUGAAGAAGAUAAUUGGCGUAAGCAUGUUAAAUUGGAAGAGAAUUCAAUUUACAGCUCUCCAUCGGCAAUACCCAUAAGAAAUGGGCAGUUGCUGCCAAGGUCAUUCCUCCAUUUGCAUGGCAACAGGAUACAAAAGACUUGUGGAAUUUCUCCACUGGACACUGAGGACCUCACUAUUUCUAACACAGCAACAACUAUUAAUGAGUUAGCUGGGGUGUCGCACUCUAGCUGUGCUCUCUCUCUUCUGUCAGCAGCUGAAUCACAGGACUUGAGCCAUUCUGCAGGAAAUAUAAUGGUUAGGCCCUUGGUCAGUCAAGCGGGUGGUGCUUGUCAGACCUUGGGUAUUGCUAACAAAUCUUUAGGGGUAGGCUCUUCAGAAAAGUACGUGCCAAUUGGAAUUAAUUCAUUUGGAAUGAAUUUCAUUGAAGUUGACAAUAUGGGGCCAUUUGGGGUUUCUGGUUCUGGUCAUGCUGCCGACCUUAAAGUUGAAACAGAUGGAUUUCUACAUCACUCAGAUUUCUUGAACGCCAAGCAUUGUGUUUCUCCAGCAAAUGAAUCUACUGUGGAUUGGCUUCAACUGUCAUCCCAUCUUCAGAGGGUGGAGCAACAGAGGAACUCCAUGAAAGUGAAGCAUGAAAAUGAAGAUUUCUGUAGUUUUGGUGCCACUUAUAGGGUGUGAGAGUAAAUAACUUGGGCUCUCCGUUGUGACUUUCCAAGGUAAACAACGUAAGAUGUGGGAGAUAGCAAUGAAGUGCCAUGGAUAAUGUAGAUCUGUUUUUUUUUUCUUUUGACCAAGUGUACUACUCUCUUUCUUGAUGAGAAAGUGAUAAAUCCAGCGUUGAUGCAGAGGAGAGAAUUGGUGGCAAUCUGCAUACCAGCAUCAAAUAUAAUCACUAACUUCAUUGAUGCAAUAGUCAAUGAGCCUUUAGAGACUUCAGUUAGCGUUUGCAAGUACAUUCCUUUACUUAAAGGGUAUAUAUAACACGAACAGUAUAUGGAUUUUCAAUUAUUGUAAGGGGAUGCAAGUUUGAUGUUGCUGGUUGCUUUAGAGAUAACAUAUUUCGACUUUCAUUUGCAAAUACUAUGCUGGUCGAGAAAUUAAUUGCUAAAUUAUGUACA
Populus trichocarpa (black cottonwood) is the source of this 2321-nucleotide messenger RNA. RefSeq names its product squamosa promoter-binding-like protein 6. NCBI's taxonomy places the organism in Eukaryota, Viridiplantae, Streptophyta, Magnoliopsida, Malpighiales, Salicaceae. The record is from RefSeq and is a predicted model, not a curated record. The transcript is spliced from 4 exons. Gene Ontology annotation, molecular function: DNA binding. Gene Ontology annotation, cellular component: nucleus. The coding region runs from base 304 to 1881 and encodes 525 amino acids.